Messenger RNA from Macrosiphum euphorbiae (potato aphid), 987 nucleotides. Lineage: Eukaryota; Metazoa; Arthropoda; Insecta; Hemiptera; Aphididae. The record is from the annotation of a GenBank genome assembly.
AUGGUUGACGGGAAAGUGUGCAAUGCAGCCACCGAUACUGCUUCCACCAUGAGAUGCUUCAUUUGUGGACAAACUUCGAAAGAUUUUAAUAAAUUAAUCCAACCAAAAGAAAUUAAUGUAGAAUCACUGAAGUUUGGACUAUCAAUUCUUCAUGCUAGAAUUCGAUUUUUCGAAUCGCUUCUUCAUGUAGCUUAUAAAUUGCCACUGAAAAAGUGGCAAGCACGAUCUCCCGAAGACAAAAAAGUUGUCAAGGAAACAAAAGAAAAAAUACAAAGAAACUUCAAAGAUGAAAUGGGACUUUUGGUAGAUAUUCCCAAAGCGGGAUUUGGGAAUACCAAUGACGGAAACACUUCAAGACGAUUUUUUGCCAACCCGGAAUGUUCUUCUCGGAUAAUUGGAAUCAAUUUAGAUUUGAUAGUUAAAUUCAAAAUUAUACUUGAAGUGAUUUCGAGUGGCUAUUGCAUUGAUCCUGUUAAAUUUGAUACAUUUGCACUCGAAACUGCAAAAAUGUAUAUAGAUCUGUAUGGUUGGCAUCCCAUGACACCAACUAUACACAAAGUCUUGGUUCAUGGUGCAGCAUUGAUAACUCAUGCAAUUCUACCAAUUGGCCAGCUAUCGGAAGAGGCAUCUGAGGCCCGCAACAAGCACUAUGGGCAAUACAGAUUGCAUUUCGCUCGAAAAUUUUCACGAGUGGAUUGCAACAGAGAUAUAUUGCAUAUGCUGCUACUUAGUUCAGAUCCAUAUAUAAGUAACUGCCGACAAAGGCAACACAAGAAAACUGAGCCCUUCUCAAAAGAGGCAGUCAAUCUAAUGAUCGCAAACGCACCACCAAUACCACCAACUGAAGACGAUCGUGAUAGCGGAAGAAAUAUGGAAGAUACUGAAGAAGGUGAUUAUGAAGAAGAUAACGACAAGGAAUAUGACGAUGAAGAAGAAGACGAAUAUGAUGAUGGAGAAAAUGACGACAAACAGUAUAAUUCUAAUUAA